Molecule: messenger RNA, 6979 nt
Organism: Cheilinus undulatus (humphead wrasse)
Lineage: Eukaryota; Metazoa; Chordata; Actinopteri; Labriformes; Labridae
Product: rho GTPase-activating protein 20-like
Exons: 16
Coding region: 1135-4434 (1099 amino acids)
Biological process (GO): regulation of Rho protein signal transduction; signal transduction
Molecular function (GO): GTPase activator activity
Source: RefSeq, a predicted model, not a curated record
CAAUUUUUGACACUUUUUAACUGCAUUUCACCAUUUUCACCCCUAUUUUGCUACAUUUUUCUUCUAUAUACCCAUAGUUGCUCUUUAAUCCAUAUUUGGCCCCUUUUACCCCAUUUUUAACCAAUUUUUACCACUUUUAACCACUUUUCACCACUUCACUGACAUUUUUUUCACUUUUUGUCUUAUUUCUUCCACUUGCAAUGCAUUUUUGACGUAUUCAACCAAUUUACCAUUUUUUAACCACUUUUCACCACAUUAAGUGCUAUUUUUGGACACUUUUAACCCAUUUUUGCUGCUUUUUAACCACUUUUUAUUUUUACCCCAUUUUUUGCCACUUUUUUCCUCUCUAAACCCAUUUGCUGUUUUAUCCCUUUUUUGGGCCUUCAACCUAUUUUUGAAACUUUUAACCAAAUUCUGCCAUUAUUUAACAACCUUUCACCACUAAUUUUAACCCAUUCUUCCCACUUUUAACCCAUUUUUGCCUUUCUUUUGCAAUUAUUUGAUUAUGUUUUUCCAUUGAAGCUAUCUCCAUUUCAUCUACUUUACUCUCUGGUAUCCUGACAUUAGUGUACACCUUGGGUUAUCUUUGAAGUCUGCCAUUACUUUCCAAAUGGUUUAGUUCAGCAUGCCCAUUCUACUUUUUUUGCCAUCAUUAACCAGUCUGGAGUUUUGUUUUUGCCGUCUGCCUCAGCUAAAAAAUGUAUAUCCAUUUAUUCUAACUUUUUCUCUGUGUGUUUUGAGGUUAAAUGUGUACAUCCGCUGAAUGAAUGGAGCAAUGUGGUUAUAAAUAGGUGGACCUAUUUUUUGCUGCGUAUUGGCACCGCCUCCAACCUGUGCGUAAAGACGCAUUAAGUGGCAGCGCUGAUAAUCCAGACAGGAGUUGGCUUUGGUAACAGCACAGCCUGACAGUGAUAGUAAAGAGGGAGACUCUUCAGAUCAGCACAACUUGUUUGUUUUUUCUCCUAAGUGUUCUCCCUUUAGAUUCCUACUCACGCGCCCUGACGUUUUCUGCGACUUCUCACGAGCUUGUGUUGACAUGGUCGAUACCCUCCGGAGGCUAUUAACGGGAUUUCUGUCGCCGCUGCAUCACCUGAGGACCGGCGGACAGUGAGCCCGAGGGCGUCUGGAGGCUGGAUGGACAACAUGUCUCCUCAACAGGACAGCCUUGGUGGACUGCAAGAAAACAGACGGCGGUUGAAGUCUAUGACAUAUCGACGCCAGUCUGCCCCGUCUCUCGUCAUCACCAAGGCUCUCAACAGGUCCAAGACUCUCUCCAGAGACAGCUUUGUGAUUCCUGUGGUCCCCGAGUCCUGCCCGCUGGUCCAGUGUUUACUCGCCGGCUCCGAUAGGUCAUUCCUCCUCCAUGGACAUGCUCAGUUGAAAACCGGGAUGCAAACCCAGGACAGACACCUCUUCCUCUUCAGCGACAUACUUGUGGUUGCCAAAGCCAAGUCAGCCAACCACUUCAAGCAGAAGGCGCAGGUGUGUCUGUGUGAGAUGUGGACAGCGGGGUGCUUGGACGAGGUGUGUGAGGGGAGCACGUUUCCAGAGAAGAGCUUCGUCAUGGGCUGGCCCACCUGCAACUGUGUCGCUGUGUUUAGCUCAGCAGAUCAGAAGGAGAGGUGGCUGUCCCUCCUCAAGAGUCGGAUAAAAGACGAGAAGGAGAAGGAAGAACCCAAAACAAUCCCACUCAGAGUCUACGGGAAGGGAAUUAACACAUUUGCUGUUACAAAGACGCUCGCUGUGAGCAACUCUGACUCAACCAAUGAGGUGAUCCGGCUCGCUUUGCAGCAGUUUGGCAUCAUUGGAAAUGUGAAAGACUUCCAGCUUUGGGUCAUCUCCAAGAGGGACAACUGUGUUUAUCCUCUAAUCGGUCAUGAGUUUCCCUUCAGUAUCCAGAUGAGUCAUGUGAGACACACCAUGGCGACAGGAGGCAGCAGAGAUAUGCCUGCGUCACCUGCAGACAGGCAGCGGGCCAUGCAGGUGGAGCAGAUGCAGGUGUACAAGCAGUGCCAGUUCAUCCUGAAGCCUCGUCCCACUGAAACACAGCACCCCUCUGCAGAGAUGUGUAAGAAGCCGUAUAAGAGGAGGCGUUCCCUCAUCACCUGGGCCUUUUGGCGGGGAUCCUCCUACAACCUGAAUGAGUUAUCAGAGGCCUCUCAAGGCCGCCUGUUCUGCCAGCCGCUCAGCACUAUUUGUGUAGACAACAAGCUUCCAAAGCCUAUCAUGGACAUGUUGGUCUUCCUGUACCAUGAGGGUUCAUGCACUCGGGGGAUCUUCCGUCGUCCGGCGGGAGCUCGAGCAGUCAGAGAGCUGCGGGACUCUCUGGAUUUAGGAGUUUUUCAACUUCCUCUGACGAAGGAUAACAUCUUCAUCAUCGCUGGUGUCUUCAAGGAUUUCCUGCGCAGCAUCCCAGGUAGCUUGUUGUGCUGUGAGCUUCAUGAAGAGUGGAUGGAUGUGCUGGAUGAAGAUGACGAUGAGGAGGAACAAGUGCAGGAUGUACAGAGGAUGGUUUUCCGCCUCCCCAAAGAAAACAUUCUCCUGCUACGCUACCUGUUAGCAAUGCUGCACGGCAUCCAAGGCAAUGCCCAGGAGAACCAGAUGACCAGUUUUAACCUAUCAGUGUGCAUAGCUCCCAGCAUGCUUUGGCCUCCUGGAAUGCCUUGUAGCCCUGAGGUGGAAGGAGAAGGAACUAGGAAGGUCUGUGAGCUGGUGAAGUUCAUGAUCGAACACUGUCAGCAGAUUCUGGGAGAAAAUCCAUCAAACCUGUUUGGAGGACCACCACAAAGAGUCGCCACUGAAGAGAUGGGAUCAGACUGGCUGUACCCCAUGACCGACUCUUCCUACGACAGUCUAGAGAACGAUUUAGACAACAGCAGUGGUGGUUCUCCAGGCUUCUACGGCAGAGAGCCGUUUAAACCCAACGCUCUCCAAGGCAGCCUGGACUCCAUCUUAACGUUUAGCGACUACGACCAAGACACAGAGCCAGACACGCAGCAGAAGUUAGAACCAUCGAAAAGAGCACAAAUCAGGACACAGGAACCAAAUCUCUGCUGUCCGAGACAGAACCCGACUGUGAACACAUCGUCCAACUUGGAGUGGCGGUCCCUUGAUCCUCGGCACAGACAGCGGAGGCGGCGGUGCUCUGAACCAGCCAUAUCAUACAUGAACAAGUUUCAGCCAAGCGCUGACGCUCUCACUGGUGAGGACGAAGACGAUGAAGAGGAGUUUUGCAAGAAACCAAUCAGCCAGGCAUUCCCUCCAUCCAGAGAUUACAGCAGCAAAAAAGGACAUGGGUCGAUAUUGAACUAUCAUGAUCUGAGAUCAGAAGCUCUAAAGGAGAGUCCACCCAUCUCCCCUGCACCCACUGACUCCUCCUUGGAUUCCCCUUGCAGCGAUCACAGCUGGUUGACGAAGCGGAGGGAGAAGAACGUAUUUUACUCCACUUCUUCAACCGCUCCAUCCUUUGUCCCCUCUACAGCCUUUACUGGAAGCUCUGCUCUAACCUCAGCAACUUCUCAAAAAGCCUGCCCACCCAAAGAACCACAAAACUUUGCAGCUGGGAAAGGCUGCUGCAAUGUCCACCCAAAGUCUUGGCUUAUGAGAAGCCAGAGGAUGUCACGCAGCCAAGAAGACAACUUGGACAAGGACCAGGACAUGACUGGGGAAGGAACUGUUAAGUUGCUCACCUUUGGGAAACUCUCCUCAGAGAAAGGUAAAGUAGCUGAGAUCGGAGGAGGACUUGUUUCCAGUGGUCAUGGCGAGUCCGAAACUACCCAAACAGUCUCAAAAGAUGCAGAAGGAAAAGGACACGUAGGAGAGUGGCCAAGCCAGGAGACUCGCAAUCCUCGACAGCUUAAGAUGUCAUCCAGCCCCCCUUCCCACCACCGCUCUACAGGUAGUCUCCAUAUGCCAAUGUCCCCCUGGGUAUGGUCUCCAGAGUCAGCCAAGCAGGUCAGUGACGGUGGCACCACAGUAAAAAGUGAAGGGAAUCUGCUGAAGGAGCAAUCGACAUCCUUCUUUUACAAUCAGGAUCGGUUAUCUCUAUCCGUACUCAAGGAAAACAAGCCGCAUUCCAUUGACGAGGGAUACAAAGCCAAAGUCAACCAACGCCGGGUGUCUGAACCAAUGCGGCAGGUCGUAGAGCGAGUCUCAAGCUUCACAAGGGCGAGGCUGCCCAGCGAUCCAGGACUGAGGGUGACUGAUGUGGACUGGCAGGGAGAGACGUCAGAGGCCCGGUUCUGCCUCACCCCUUUCGCCACUAAAGCAGUGAAGGAGUACUUCUCCUCCCACCCGCGCAGCAACCCCCAGAGCAGCCAGCAGGUGGCACUCGCCUUGGUGGAGAGUCGCAGGGAAUGGGUUAAGAGAUGCAGCGAUGCAAAGGCAGAACCAGACUUUGACCAGCUUCUGUUCGCUGAAGAAUCCUUCGUUUAAUUUAACCUUUAGCAAAGCGAUACCACUUACCUGCAGCAGAUUCUAGAAUACUGGAAAAUAGAUAAUAUUGCCAACUUAAAUAACUGCUUUUUGUUGUGUUCUCAGACCCUUAAAUUGUGAUACAUACUUGCCUGAGUCUGUGGACGUAACGGUUAUGCCAUAGUAGAGAUAGCAGGGAGGAAAUGAUUGUAAACACAAGGCUGGGUACAUUUUGUAAAAUAAGUGAUAAGUACUUUUUAAACUUGCCUAGUGCUUUUUGCCAUUAAGGGAAUGUUUCUGCUUUGCUUCAAUGUCCUCGAGGCUGGAUUUACACAUUCAGAAAUGAUGCUACUUUUGAUAGAAUGAAAUACUUAGCACAGUCCAACUGAUUGGUUCUGUUCUAGACUGUACUAAAUAUAAAUCCAGCCAAUUGAAACUUUCCUAAUUUUGCCUUUCAAACAACCCUGGACACGUAGAAUGUAGAGCUGUAUUUAAAUGUGGAUGGUUGAGUCUUUUGCAGGAUUGGCAGUCUAAGGUUUUAUGCACAAGUUCACCAACUUUGUUUUUUUUUUUCGAAAAAUAUCACAUUUCAAAAUCAAGCUGGUGACGCUACUGUAAAACGAAUUUACUUCUUCAUUCGGUAACAAUCAUACAUUUUAAAAAACAACAGUGCUGUUAAGUAAACCAGCCUUAAUGACUGAAAAGACACCAAUUAAAGACAAGCCAGCAGAGAUGGGUAGCUCAACUCACAGACUGUGGGUCUGUACUUCGCAACUAUCAGUGUAGUUUCAAAGAGCUUAACUGCUGCACCAAUAGCUUGCAAGGGUAGGAGUUUACACUAAAACAGAGCGUACUAAAAGAGUUACACAUCUGUACAGAAACUUGACUCUGCUGAAUCCAAUGGAAAUCAUGCAGAGACCAUUCAAGGGUGCACUCCCACUAGGCAAUCUGUACCAUUCCCAAGCAUGCUUGAGCACCAUAAGUCCAGUUUGCACAACAAUUUUAAACACUGUCCAAGUUACAUUAUUACACUAUGAUGAUCUGUGCCCAGGCUGGUUGAGCUUUAUGUGUGCUGGCCAGCAGGGACUGGGAAGAAGGGACAAGCAUGGUUCAGGGCAACUGGGCAUAGCUUUCCCUCUGGUAGACACCCCCCCCCCCCAAAAAAAAAAAAAGACUGUCCCGUGAAACAGUGCAAAUUAUAUUCUGGAUUUUACAGAAUUGGGUAAACAAAGACCAGAGAUGCACGACAUAAUUGGUAAGAUAUCGGUAUCAGCAGAUAGAAGCUUAAAAACUUAAUUAUCUGCAUCAGCAGAUCAGAACAUUUCAGCUGAUAUUUAAGACUCAAUAUUUUGGCUACAAAAUAUUGGCCGUACGAACAACAAAACAAAUAAGUUUGGGGAGUUUUUGGCUUUUUUGGCUUUCUUUAUUAGUCAUCAUUCCUUACUAGGGGUGUAACGGUUCACACAGGUCACAGUUUGGUAUGGGUACCUCGGUUUUGGGGUCACGGUUCGGUACGGGUUCAGUUCGAUAAAAAAACAAGGAGUCCCAGAUUUAUAAUUCUAGAUGCCCCUCACUUACUUAUUUUUUUACUAAUGUUAGUGCAACUAAUAAUUUUACAUAUUGAAAAUAUAUGAUUACAUCAAUACUUUAUUCCAUCUAGUGUUAUAAAGGACUAUCAGUGAUAGUUUGCACAGCCUGAUAUAUUAAACACAAGACAAAAAAAAAUCUGCAAAAUGAAAAGGUUAACAGAAAACAGCCCGCUAUCUCCUGAUUUAAAAAAUAAAGUGUACAACAUAAAAUGCAAAUUAAUUACACUGCUUACAGAGCAGUGUAUCAUAUUUGUGAUUUAUAAAGCAUGCUGUAACGCUGUGCAGUGAUUACUCGUGCAAAAUCCUGACUCAUAUUCAUCAGAGGAGGAUCACAGACUAGCUCAUGUACACACAGGAUGGGACGUUAACUCAGAGCCUGUGCAGAGUGAUUAAAAACACGGUCGUCGGUCUUCUCUUAUGGUCCGUAGGCUUUUUAAAACCAGCGUGUUGCUUAGGAGAGGAUGAAAAGUGUAGGAAACAUUUCUUCUUCGUAUGUUUUUAAAAUGACGGUGACUUCUUCUUCCUCAUCGGUGAUUUAACAGCGAUUAGCAAAACACUUAUGAGCAGUGCUGCCACUAAGAUUGGUGGGUAAAUACUGUUAAAGUUUUUUUUGUUUUUUAUCUAAUUUUUUUCUUCUUUUCUCUUUUUAAUGGUUCAGUCGUAUUUGUCGUGGGGCUAUGGGCAUCGAAUUUGCGACCCCUGAACAGUAAUGAUUACAAAAAACCAUUACACCCCUAUUCUUUACACUUUAAAGUCUAUUUUAAGGACUGAAAUUUGGCUCUGAUCGACAUUUAGAUAUGGGUGUUGAUAUCAGUAUAGGCUGAGAUUAUUUUGGACUAUUCAAUUUCAAAUACCACCUUUCGGAAAAUGUGUGCUGAAACAAGCCGUUCUGAGAUUUUCCCCUCAUGAUGUAAUGUGGGGAGUUAGCCCCGCCCCCAGGUUCAGUUGGCCCUCCCCACCUGGAAGAAAGUUCCGCC